AUGAGCGAACACGGGCAAAGGAAAAGCCCACAGCGGCCGUUGGCUCCUCGCCCUUCUAUUCUUCAACAUGUUCCUCAGAAAACCAUCAAGAAGACGAAAACCAGAAUAUCGAACGCCUGUACUGCUUGCAAGGCUCGAAAGACGAAGUGUGAUAAUAACAAACCGAAGUGCACUGCCUGUACAGCCCGACCUAACAGCGAAUGCGUAUAUUUCCCAUUUCUCGAUAAAAGAAAACGACAACAUUCUACAAACAAUCGCGAUUCUAAAGCUCGGGAACAUGAAAUUCUUAACAAGAUUUUCAAUGCAACGAAGUACUGCUCAAAGGAAGAACUGCCCAAAUUACUGGAGUUGAUCCGGGGCGAUGCAUCGAUCGAACAAAUUGCAGAAUAUAUUCAGGAUAAACUCGAGGAUGGGGACCAAAUGACAAUCGAUGAUGAACUAGCUGAGUCUUCUCUGGAAGACGAAAGCACGAGGGGGGAUCAUGGAGAGAUUGAAAAUGAAAUUCCUUCCUCACCAUCGACAGCACCAUCAUAUCACCGAAGCAGACGUAGCAAAACCAUCGACGCCAUGGACAUCGGUAGUAUUGUUCAAAUAUCGAUACCGGAUGUACCCUCACAGCCUUGGACAAAUGUUACGACAAAUGACGAAUUCGUUUCCCAUUUGAUACAAUUGUAUUUUACCUGGGAAGCUCCAGUCUACGACUUCGUUGAAAAGGCCCCGUUUAUAUCUGAAAUGCGGUCUGGUAACCCCGUCAAUUCGCGAUACUGUUCCCCGCUUCUCGUUAACGCCAUGCUCGCCACUGCUUGUAGAUAUUCCGACCGAGAUGCUUCCUUUGAAGACAGAAUGGACCCAGAGUCCUGCGGCAAUCAUUUUUUCGAAGAAGCGAAAAGGCUUUGGCAAGCCAGUUCUCAGUCUACAUCCUUAACCAAUAUGCAGUCCCUCGUUAUAAUGCACUAUUUUGAGGCACACAGAGCAAACGAUGGCGUUGGGAUCAACUAUUUUGAUGCGGGUAUGAAUAUGUACCAAGAACUGGCUUCGGGCAUUUACGAUAGCGGCGAGGCCGUUGAAUCGCCUUUGCAACUUUCAUGGCCAUGCUGGAAACUCUGGAUCUGUCGAUGUUUUGCCUCCCUAGUUUUGCGAGAGCCAUACUUUCUCUCCCCGCCAAACCUACCUGAACCUGCGAUGCCGGAUCAAGUCGAUCUCAACGACACAUGGCAUCCGUAUCCACAAUUGACGAGAUCCCGCCCAUUUCAAAAAAUGGAAACCGCGCGUCAGUGCAUCGAGCUCGCAAAAGUAGUACAAACAGCGACCGUAUACCUGUAUUCCAACAACGCAACGAAAUACGAACCAAGCGGCAUUCUCGACAUUCAUCAACAAUUUCAGGCCUGGUAUGAAGGAUAUUUGAACACAGUAAAUCGAACGGACAGUAAUCUUGGGCCGAACAUGACAUUACGUAUAUGGUAUCACGCCCUCGAGCUCCAUCUAUUCCGGGGUAGCAUAUCGGAUACUGCCCCAGUAUGCUCAGAAAAUACCAAAAUGAUCUCAUCAGCGCUCGAUAUUAUUUGCAACAGUGCCAAGUUACAAAGGACCUACUUCCAGUUAUACGGCGCAAAGGCUACCAUUUUACUUACCUACAACUCCUUCCAAUCGGCAUUAUUUACAUUAUACUUUUUAGAAUUUCAAGAGUAUCACGAGGCUUUUAUUGAACAUGUCAAGAUGUUAUCCCGGCUGGCAAAAAAGAGAGGAAUGUCCGCAUUUCAACUCUAUAUCGUCAAGGUACUAGCAAGGAGAGAGGAAAUCCAGCUCCCUAAUGAGGUAUUGGAAAUUUUCCAAGGGCUUGAGCCGGCAAGAUUGAAUUUUGAGAGACGACUUAGCAAAAUCCCAGUGCCGGCGCUGAGCUCGAAAGCUGCGACAUUGAUUAAGUUUAAGGAGGAAUUGUUGAGUGUACAAGCUAUGGCCACGGAGACUGGGUCUCCAUUGUUGGAUAUUGAUUCGCGUUCAUCAGAAGAUACUAUGAGGAAAUCCUCACUUACAAGAUUGUUCGACGAAAUAGAUCCCGUACUCGGGGGCUUAUCAGACUUCUACCAGCAGAUGCUCACUCUCGAAGACAAGGGUUGA
Molecule: messenger RNA, 2118 nt
Organism: Orbilia oligospora ATCC 24927
Lineage: Eukaryota; Fungi; Ascomycota; Orbiliomycetes; Orbiliales; Orbiliaceae
Exons: 6
Coding region: 1-2118 (705 amino acids)
Biological process (GO): DNA-templated transcription; regulation of DNA-templated transcription
Molecular function (GO): zinc ion binding; DNA binding; DNA-binding transcription factor activity, RNA polymerase II-specific
Source: RefSeq, a predicted model, not a curated record